AAAACCCCAGACCAGUUCCUCGAGAACAGCCGGAUUCCCAUCCACAUUGCCACAAGCUUCUUUCUUCUCUCUCCUUUCCCGCUCUUUACCUUUGUGCAUCAUUAUUGUCAUAAGUUCUUCUAAACACGCCUUAACUAUCAUUACAAGUAAAAAGCCUCCAAAUCGUAAAUACAAAAUGACACUGUUAAACAGAGUAUUAGGAGGAUAAUGCAGCCAAUUAUUCUCUGCUUCUGUUCACACACACUCUCUCUCUCCCAUUUCUGUAUCUCACUUGCUAGUGUAAUCUCGGCUUAUUAUUAAUGCUUCUAACCCAACCCUAGCAACUCUUCUGGACAAGUUGCUGGCCAUGGCAGUUAGGCUCUGAGAGUGAGUGAGAACAGUGACCUGCUGACCCUCCUUCAUCUUCUUCAACAAUGCUCCAACUAAUCUGCAUUGCUCUGUUCUUUCUGGUGUCGUUUUCACCGCUUGGGAGAGCAAUGCUGAACCUCACUCUUCCUGGCCAGCAUCCCGACCCCGAUUCUGUCGUUCGAGAAUUUCACAGGAAAGUGAAUGCUUCAAUUGUGAGAAGGAAAAUGCUAGCAGAGUCGCAGAUACAAGAGCCGUCGUGUUUAACAGGGAACCCAAUUGACGAUUGCUGGAAAUGCGACCCAGAUUGGCCCAAUAACAGGCAGAGGUUAGCUGAAUGCGCCAUUGGGUUCGGUCAGUACGCCAAGGGAGGCCAGGGUGGCGAAUUCUACAUCGUCACCGACUCCUCUGACGACGACGCCGUGAACCCGAAACCUGGUACUCUCAGAUACGCCGUGAUUCAGACGCAGCCACUGUGGAUUGUGUUUCCCAGUAAUAUGAUGAUUAAAUUGUCUCAGGAGCUCAUCUUCAAUAGCCACAAAACUAUCGAUGGCCGUGGGGCUGACGUUCAUAUUGUGGGCGGUGGCUGCAUCACUCUCCAGUAUAUUAGCAAUGUCAUCAUUCACAACGUUCACAUCCACCAUUGUCAUCCCUCAGGGGAGGCUAACGUGCGGUCGAGCCCAGAUCACUACGGGUGGCGAACGGAAUCGGACGGCGACGGGAUAUCGAUAUUCGGGUCGAAAGACAUAUGGAUCGACCACUGCACGCUGUCCCGGUGCAGGGACGGGUUGAUCGACGCGGUUAUGGGUUCCACGGGCAUCACCAUUUCCAACAACUACUUCUCGCAUCACAACGAGGUGAUGCUGCUGGGCCACAGCGACGAGUACCAGCCGGACUCCGGCAUGCAGGUUACCAUCGCCUUCAAUCACUUCGGCGAGCAGCUGGUGCAGAGGAUGCCGAGGUGCCGGAAGGGAUACAUCCAUGUCGUCAACAACGACUACACGCACUGGGAGAUGUACGCGAUCGGAGGCAGCGGAAACCCUACGAUCAACAGCCAGGGGAAUCGGUACACGGCGCCAACGAAUCCGUUCGCGAAGGAGGUGACCAAGAGAGUGGACACGGAGGAAGGGAAGUGGAAGGGGUGGAACUGGAGAUCGGAAGGGGACGUAAUGGUAAACGGAGCAUUCUUCGUGGCUUCCGGCGAAGGCGUGGAGGUCAAGUACGAGAAGGCCUACAGCGUCGAGCCUAAGUCGGCCGAUCACAUUGAUUUCCUCGUAAUGCACGCCGGUGUGCUCGGCAUUUCCAGGGAUAACAACCUGGGGAUGUGGAGCAGAGGGCCGAACGGAGAAGGGGAUGAGAUAACAGUGACAGGACCUGAAUACACGGACGACAUGGCGAGGACGACGAGGUUGCUGCCGGAGUCUUAUGCUGUGGGUGGGAUAUGGUGUUUAGUAGCAUUCUUGUGGGCGGUGUUAUGUGAAUUGUGAUAAUAGUUGUGCCUAGGAGUGGCAUUGCCUAACAUUUUGAAGAGUCAAAGCAUUCAAACUGUGAUGCUGCUUCUUUUAAUUGGGAAUGAAAUUGGAACAAGCCUGCUCCUUAAACACGUCCAAGAGUAGGCGUCAUUUAGAGCUGUA
Prosopis cineraria is the source of this 1979-nucleotide messenger RNA. RefSeq names its product probable pectate lyase 12. Gene Ontology annotation, molecular function: pectate lyase activity. Bases 414 to 1832 code for a protein of 472 amino acids. The transcript has 4 exons. The record is from RefSeq and is a predicted model, not a curated record. NCBI's taxonomy places the organism in Eukaryota, Viridiplantae, Streptophyta, Magnoliopsida, Fabales, Fabaceae.